Messenger RNA from Penicillium soppii, 1248 nucleotides. RefSeq names its product aminotransferase class I/II-fold pyridoxal phosphate-dependent enzyme. The transcript has 3 exons. The coding region runs from base 1 to 1248 and encodes 415 amino acids. NCBI's taxonomy places the organism in Eukaryota, Fungi, Ascomycota, Eurotiomycetes, Eurotiales, Aspergillaceae. Gene Ontology annotation, molecular function: pyridoxal phosphate binding. Gene Ontology annotation, biological process: biosynthetic process. The record is from RefSeq and is a predicted model, not a curated record.
AUGGAAAUACUAUCAGCCAACCUCAACUCCUGUCUCAAGAGACGAAAAGAAGAUGGCCGUUUGAUGACACCAUAUGUCAUGUCGACACAUUCUGAAAAAGUUGACUUCGCCUCGAAUGAUACCCUCUCGCUGAGCUCUUCGCGUGACCUCAGCAAAGCCUUCCUGGAGGAGCUGGAUCGAAACGCGGGAUUCGAAAUAGGAAGCGGAUCUUCACGCUCUCUUAGUGGUACUACUGAAUACCUGGCCAACUUAGAGAGCAAAUUGAGAGACUUUCAUGGCGCCGAAGAAGCAAUUAUCUUCAACUCUGGAUUUGAUGCUAACGUGGCUCUUUGGUCCACGGUUCCUCAAAUUGGUGAUGUUGUUCUCUACGACGAAUACGUCCAUGCUAGUAUCCAUGACGGAAUGCGUCGUGGACGUGCUCGCACCCAAUCAUUCCGACAUAAUGACUUUGUGGAUUUGAGAAAGCAUCUAACAGAGUUGAAGACCGAUGAAGGGGUUGCUGAAGGCCAGAAGGUGGUCUUUGUGGCAGUGGAGUCAUUUUACAGUAUGGAUGGAGAUGUGGUCCCUCUGGAGGAGAUGGUGAAGGUUGCUAAGGAGAUGCUGCCAAAAGGGAAUGCAGUACUGGUGGUCGAUGAAGCUCAUUCGAAUGGUAUCGUUGGACCUAAUGGAUCCGGUGUGGUUUCGCAUCUUGGUCUUGAGAGCCACAUUGGGUUGCGAGUCCAUACAUGUGGGAAGGCGUUAGGAUCAACCGGAGCUGUUUUGCUUUGCAACAAAGCUAUCAAAUCCUAUCUUAUCAAUUACGCUCGCAACGCUAUAUUCAGCACGGCUCCGACCUUCGUGACGCUGGCUGGAAUCCGAGCGGGAUAUAAUUUGUUAGCAAGUGAAACUGGUCACCGGCGCCGUCAUAACCUCGAAAGAAAUGUCCAACUCUUCCAUCGACUUCUCCAAGAGCACUCGACAUGGCAGGAGGGUUCUAAGCAGGAUGUCUUGUCGGUUGUCGACGGAGCGACACGAUUAUCUGGGCCUUUCUAUUGCCCUAUCGUUGCGAUGAUGACACGCCCCGGAGAAUCUGACGACCUAGCUGAUACAAUUCGGUGUGCGGGAUAUCUGAUCAAUCCUGUGAAGUAUCCAAUUGUCCCAAAGGGCCUAGAGCGGGUGCGUAUAAUGUUACACGCUGAUAACACGGACGAGCAGAUUCUAGAUCUGGUCCAAGUUAUCGUGGGCUGGUUGAAGGAGAGAAUGGAGUGA